Molecule: messenger RNA, 459 nt
Organism: Pisolithus orientalis
Lineage: Eukaryota; Fungi; Basidiomycota; Agaricomycetes; Boletales; Pisolithaceae
Exons: 1
Source: RefSeq, a predicted model, not a curated record
CAAGUACAGAUUCAGGCCAUCUUCAAAAGAGGUUUCACUAGGCUUUGCAAAGUCCUGCUGACAAAGAUUAAGAAGUCUCACCAUGUCUGGAUGGGGAUGGAUACUUACAUUGCAUAUGUCUAUGUCAGGUCUCAUUUGGAUGAGUACAUCCACACAGUCACUGCAGAAUUUCCCCCCAUUGUGCAUUGUAGCAGCUGUCAGGAUCACAAAGGGUGUGCUGAGGAUUGGGCUGCAGUGUGGUGGAAUGGUAUGAGGCAACUCCCCCUUGAUGGAAGGAACCUGCAGCAUUUGGAUGAAGCUAAUGAUCACUUCAAAGGAUUGCAAUUUGGCUGGGUCAGUGUGGAUUGUAAGAGGCAUAUGUUUUCACAUAUAAUGAACCUGAACAAACCACUUGCACAUUCUCAUCAAUUCAUUACUCACAUUAAAGAUCGCCUUGUCCACAAAAUCAUACCUACAUAG